Messenger RNA from Trichomonas vaginalis G3, 1665 nucleotides. RefSeq names its product copine family. NCBI's taxonomy places the organism in Eukaryota, Parabasalia, Trichomonadida, Trichomonadidae. Gene Ontology annotation, biological process: cellular response to calcium ion. Gene Ontology annotation, cellular component: plasma membrane. The record is from RefSeq and is a predicted model, not a curated record. Gene Ontology annotation, molecular function: calcium-dependent phospholipid binding. The transcript has a single exon. Bases 1 to 1665 code for a protein of 554 amino acids.
AUGAGUAUAGCAUAUGGUGCUUGGAAACCUCAGUCAAUUAAAUCAACAAACUCGGGCCAGGUAGAAGUACAGAACACUUCUUCAGCAGAAGUCACUGGUGAUGCUCCUAUUAUAGAUAUGCACGUUGGCGGCAAAGAACUCAAGAAGAUGGAUAUCGGCAGUGAAAGUGACCCAAUGUGCGUUCUUUUCAUCCCAAUGAACGGCCGCAUGGUAGAAGUCGCAAGAACAGAAGUUAUUUGGGAUAAUCCAAAUCCUCAAUGGGUCAAAGUCCUUCGCGCUCUCUAUGUUUUCGAAACAAACCAACCACUAAGGUUCUGUGUAUACGAUUGUGACUCUGAAAAGGGCGAUUUAUCUCACCAUGACUUCAUUGGGUAUUGUGACACAAAUGUACAGCACAUUGUCACAAAUUUAGGAACAGAAAUCGUCUUAGAGCUCAAGCAUGAUACGCAACAUGAUAAGAGAGGCUUCUUAACUAUUAUUGCGGAACAAGCUCAAUCUUGCAAUUCUCGCGUUAAAAUGGAUUUCGCUUUCAAGAAUCUGAAGAAAGUACGCACAUUCCAUUCAAACCGUCCAUAUCUCGUCAUUUCAAAGCCAAGCGAAACAGGAAAACUACUUCCAACAUAUCGUUCGGCAGUUUAUCCAAAAUGCAACUCCUGCAAUAUCAAAACCUUUGAGAUCCCGCUUCAGUCAUUAUGUAACGGCGAUAUGGAUGUUCCUUUGACACUUUCUGCUUAUGAUUUCCGCGAAGGAAAGUUGGACUACUUAAUUGGCUCCGCUCAAAUGUCCCUCAAGGAAAUGAUGGAAAAUACAGGCACGGAACUCGUUAUCAAGAACAAAGGAAAAGAAAUGGGUAAAAUCAAAAUUGGCUCCAUCCAAUUAACACAGCAUCCAACAUUUGUUGAUUACCUUCGCGGAGGACUCCAGUUGAACCUUAUUACAGCCAUAGACUUUACUGCUUCUAACGGAGAUCCAAAUAAUGCAAAUUCUCUCCACUUUAUCAACAACCAAGCUCCAAAUCAGUACGAGACAUGCAUCUGGUCUGUCGGUGGCGUUAUCUGUCCUUACGAUUCCGAUCAGAAAUUCCCAGUUUUCGGAUUUGGUGGAAUUGUUGGCGGACAAGUCUCCCACUGCUUCCCUCUUACAUUCAAUCCAAACGAUCCGAACGUUGACGGCCUCCAGGGCAUCAUCGGAGCUUACAGAAAUUCAUUAUUCAAUGUACGCUUAUCAGGACCAACUCUCUUUGCUCCAGUUAUUCAGGCAGCAACAGGAGUUGCUAGAGCUUCAUUCGCAGAGUCUAGAACUUACACAAUUUUACUUAUUAUUACGGAUGGCAUUAUUAACGAUAUGUCUGCCACAAUUGAUGCAAUUGUUGCAGCCACUGUUGAUGCCCCGCUCUCCAUCAUCAUUGUCGGUGUCGGAAAGGCCGAUUUUGAGGAAAUGGACAGACUUGACGCAGAUGAGGUUCCUCUCAGAGCUACAAACGGCCAAGUCAUGAAGAGAGAUAUCGUCCAGUUCGUUCCAUUCAGAGAAUUCGCUUCAAGAGGCGGCCCGGCCCUUGCUGCCGAAGUUUUGGAGGAAGUUCCUCGCCAAGUCGACGAAUUCUGCCAUCUCGUUAACUUUGUUCCAACUCCUGCUCAACCACGUUACCCAGCUCCAAAGCAGUGA